UUCGAAUAUUGAACGGUCAGUGAUCAAAAGUGAGGUUAACUUCCUUUUUUCCGGUGUGAAAAGCCGUAAGUACAUAUCUUCAAGAUGGUGAAGAUUAUGAAACAAGGGAAAGUCGUAUUGGUCCUUAGUGGCCGAUAUGCGGGAAGAAAAGCUAUUGUCAUACGUAAUUUUGACGACGGCACCACAGAAAAGCAAUAUGGACAUGCCAUGGUUGCGGGUAUUGACCGAUAUCCACGUAAAGUACACAAAAGAAUGGGCAAAGCGAAACUUCACAAACGUUCUAAAAUCAAACCAUUUGUGAAAAUAUUAAAUUAUAACCAUUUGAUGCCAACAAGAUACACUGUAGAUUUGCAUUUUGAGAAAGUAACUCCUAAAGAUCUUAAGGACCCUAUGAAACGCAAGAAGGUUCGAUUCCAGACACGUGUUAAAUUUGAAGAAAAGUACAAAUCUGGUAAAAACAAAUGGUUCUUCCAAAAACUACGAUUUUAAUUAAUUUUAAUAAAUGUAAAAUUAUACAAA
This is a messenger RNA of Colletes gigas, 519 nucleotides long. It is a transcript of the gene RpL27, whose product is annotated as 60S ribosomal protein L27. The coding region runs from base 85 to 489 and encodes 134 amino acids. Gene Ontology annotation, biological process: translation. Gene Ontology annotation, cellular component: cytosolic large ribosomal subunit; ribosome. The transcript has 4 exons. Gene Ontology annotation, molecular function: structural constituent of ribosome. Lineage: Eukaryota; Metazoa; Arthropoda; Insecta; Hymenoptera; Colletidae. The record is from RefSeq and is a predicted model, not a curated record.